Papaver somniferum (opium poppy) is the source of this 4027-nucleotide messenger RNA. RefSeq lists its product as uncharacterized. NCBI's taxonomy places the organism in Eukaryota, Viridiplantae, Streptophyta, Magnoliopsida, Ranunculales, Papaveraceae. The coding region runs from base 41 to 3469 and encodes 1142 amino acids. The record is from RefSeq and is a predicted model, not a curated record. The transcript is spliced from 9 exons.
UCUUUUCUUUCUUUCUCUGGCCACAUUCGUUCUUUGAUCAAUGGCUGAUGACGAUGAGGAUGAGGGUUUCGGUGAUUUCAAAUUCGUGGCAUACUCAGCCAAUUCAAAUCAAAUUUCCACCAACAAAACUGAUAAUAAUGAUGAUGAUGAUUGGGGUGAUUCCGUUGAUAAUUUCUCAUCUCCAAAACAAGAUCUUAAUCGUCAAACACACCCAAUUCAAAACUUCGAUUUCUUUGGGGGUUUAUCAGAUCAAAAACCCAUUCAAACUCAACCUAUUAGUAAACCAAAUUUAGAGAGGAAGAAUUCAGUUUCUAAUUCUCCUGUUUGGGAAAAACCUAAAGGAGCUUUACCUCUAUCACUCUUUGGUGACGAUGAAGAAGAAGAAGAACAAGAGGAAGAAGAGGUACAACAAUUUGAUCAAAGGAAGGGUUUUUCUUCUUCGUUUGGUGAUUUUAGUAGAAAUACACAAUCUCCAGUGAAGAUUGAACCGAAUUCUGGAUCUGGGUUUGCUAUCAAAGAUAUUAUUGUUAAUUUGUAUACUCAAUCUGAUCAGAUCAAGACGGAGGAGAAUUUGAAGGAGGAUCAAAUUGGAAAUCAAAAUGGGAGUUUGGAAGAUGAUGAUUAUGAUGAUGAAGAUGGUUGGGAAUUUAAAGAUGCAUCUGUCGACAACAGACCCGAAGUUAGCUCCCCUGAGCUAAAGGCUGAGGUUAAAUCAAGUGAGAAUGCUAAUGGUGUUAAUGGAGGUGCUGAUUGGUUUGUAGUGUCGAAUGAGUUGAAACCAACUGAGAUGGAAAAUGGACUUGUUUAUGAGUUGGGUGGAGGAGCUACAGCUGAAAGGAGUUUUGCAUUUGAUCCUCUAAGCCAGUCUAAGAAUAUUGGAGUUGAAAAUGGAAAUCCCAACUUGGUUGAAGAUGAAGAUUUUGCUGAUUUCCAGGAUUCAUUCUUCCCCACUGGAGCUGCAAAUUACUCGACUAGGCAGCAGGAAGAGUUGAAGAUGGGUGAUCAUUCUCGCGUUCAAGGGAGAGAACUCAUGUUUGCCGAUGCUUUUCAUGUCAAUGGAUAUGAGUCAUGGGAUAAUCAGAAAGCAGUGCCUGCAUCACAUUUUAGCAAUGGCAAGCUGGAUUCUGAAACUUCCUUAUUUGGUGAAGACUUAUUUUCAAAUGAACAUUCGACUUCCGUUGGUAAUCAGGGAGCACUGCCUACGUCAAAUUUUAGCAAUGGAAAACUGGAUUCUGAAACUUCUUUAUUUGGUGAAGACCUGUCUUCAAAUAAACCUUUGACUUCCAUUGACAACCACGGAGCACUGCCUGUAUCAAGUUUUAGCAAUGGCAAGCUGGAUUCUCAAGCUUCCUUGUUUGGUGAUGAUUUAUCUUCAAAUAAACCUUUGACUUCCAUUUACAAUCAGGGAGCUCUGCCGGCAUUAAAUUUUAGCAAUGGCAAGCUGGGUUCUCCAGCUUCCUUGUUUGGUGAAGAAGAUCUAUUUGCAGAUAAACCUUCGACCUCCAGGACUAGUCAAGGAGCAUCACCUGUCUCAAAUUUUAGCAAUGCUAAACUAGAUAGUGCUGGUUCGUUAUCUGGUGAUGAUUUAUUUUCAUAUAAACCUUCAAACUCUCCGAGUAAUGGUUUGCACAACAAGGUUGGGAAUUCAAAUUUUGUUUUCAACGAUCUCAUUUCUAACUUGUACAGUCAGACUGAGCAUGCCCCUGCUGUUCAAGAAGCCACUAAGAAUCGAUAUGAAUCUUCUCAAGCGAACUUGAGCACUGAUUUAGGGAAUGAUGAAGAUGAUUUUGAUGAAAAUGCUUGGGAAUUUAGAGCUGCACCACCAAAAUCAUUCGUACAUGAAGCUACUGAGAAUGGAUUUGAUUCUUUUCAAACGAACUUGAGCCCUGAUUUAGCGAAUGGAGAUCAUUUUGAUGAAAAUGCGUGGGAAUUUAGAGCUGCACCACCAAAAUCGUUCGUUCAUGAAGCUACUGAGAGUGGAUUUGAUUCUUUUCAAACAAACUUGAGCCCUAAUUUAGCGAAUGGAGAAGAUGAUUUUGAUGAAGAUGCGUGGGAAUUUAGAGCUGCACCCUCACAUUCAUUAGUAGAUACUCAUUCAGCAGAUGAACUUCAGAAAAAUCCUACUCAAGAAGCCACUGAAAAUGGAUAUAAAUUUGUUCAAAUAGCUAAGAACUCUAAUUUUGUAAACGGCAGUGAUUAUUUUGAUGGAAACUCAUGGGACUUUGAAGGUUCACUGUCAGAGGUUAAGGUAGAAUCUUGUCCAGGUGAUCCACUUCAAAAAAUUUCUACUGCGUCAAAGCCUCCCGUGCUUUCUUCUCAGGGAGCUACUCAGAAUGGAUUUGAUUUAGUCGACAUGUUUGCAACCGCUGAUGAAGCGAAUGGAAACAAUGAUUUUGCUGAGAACUCGUGGGACAAAGGUGCAUUAUCAGAAGGAAAUUCAAAAACUGAUUCAGGGGACACACUUAGAAAGUUCCCAACUGAAUCAAAGUUAAACACGUAUAUAGAUUUUUACUGUAGAUUGACGGAGGAAUCUUACUACCUUGCUCUUCAUCAUCUUGAUGCGUUGAAGAAAGCUAAAACGGCUGCUGCCCUUUCCAGCGACGAUACAAAAGCAGAGGAAAUCCGACAUGAAAUCCAGGAAGCUUACAAGAUACUGCACCUAGAGGGUUUGAACUCCGAAACAGUUAACAUGGAUGGGCGUCAACCUACAAAAGGUUACACGAAGGAAUUGCUUGUACUAAUGAAGGAACCAGUGAUCCAAAUGCUCGACUCUGAAUUUAAUAUGUCGAGUAGGAUGUCACUAGCAGAGAAAAAUUUGAACUCCGCCAUUGGGAUCUUUGAGCAUUCUAUUUUAAUGUCAAAGAUUCUGACCCUGGGUUCGAUGGAAGACCAAUUCACUUGCAUUACCAAGUGGUCUCAAAUACUCUCAGCUUGUUCACAAGAGUUGAAGCAUGGUGCUUUCAUUUGGAAGCAAUCUUUGGAAAAGAAAGUUAACCAGCAAAUAUUAUCGAAAUCUAAAGGUCAGCAAUAUAUUCUUUCUCUUGGAGAAAUUUACAGAGUGGUUGAAGUUCUGAGGAUCUCGACAAAACUGUACUGGCCAUGGAUAGUAUCAACCCUAGCAAACCCUGCGGAAAUAAUUGCUUUACUGGAAGAGUGCAGUGCUGCAUGGCUAGAUUCCAAAUUGGAAGAUGCUCUUCUAAGUUUUUCCAAUGAAGUUGAUGUUGGGUAUGCAGCAAAGAUAUUAGUGGAAUCCCUCAAGUCUGUUCACAAUCUUGAUGUGUCUGCCCUUCAGAAACAAGUUCUGCAGGAACCAAUUUGUAGCAUAUCAUUGGUAUCACUGAAAGCUGUUUCAGGUAUGAAAGAAGUGGUGUGGAACGGGGAGCACUUCUUUCUUCCACUAGCGAAUUUGUGGGCAAAUCUGAUAUCUUCCUAUCCUCCGAAAUUGCCUCACAUAUAUGCUAUCAGCUAAUGGGGAAAAAUAUGGAAAACUUGAAGAUAAAAACUUGUUUGCGGACUUUUCAACGGUAUGCCAGAGAUAUCUCUGUGCAAAGCGGAAGUCAUACCAGCAACAGCUGAAUACGAUGUAUACAACAUGGCAUAGUACAUUAAGAGAAACCAUAAAGUUGGUUACACAUUAUAUUAGUCAUAAAUGUUGCAGCCGAAGACAGUUUAGAAUUGAACUUAUACGGAUCCUAAAAUCACCUGGAGCUGGUCGUGGUGGAACCGAGAGCGCUCGCAAAUGAUCCGAGCUAGAAUGUACUGCAUUCAUUAUGUUGUCUUAAUUUUUAUUCUUUUACCAUAUACGAAAAUUAGCUUAUAGUAUAUAAUAGUGUAUCUGGAUGUAAAAGCAAUUUUUUCUCUGAGCUGUAAUUCAUUUUUUGUGUGAAGUUCAUAACUGGGUGGAACAGCAUCAAGGAUGGUAAACACCCUUUUUACAAUAUACAUUAACUUUUGUAGUGCGUUAUGCAGGUAAGAUUGCUGUGUAUUGCUAUAAUAAUAAAUAGGAGCAUUUUUCCUGUCGAGAGCA